AUGAAUAUUCAAGAGGACCUUCUUACACGUGAAUACCAACUCCAGAACAAAUCGGAUCCCAGUGUGCUGUCCGAGUUCUACCUCCCGGUUCUGGAGUCGCUCGUUGUCAUAAACAGUGCCCUGGAUACUUUGGCUCAAGAAGGGGAUGGAAGGAAUAGGGAAAGAGAACAAGUGCAACAGGUCAUAGAGGAACAAGUAACACAGAGUCUACAGAUCGUGUCCUUUUGGACGGAGUGUGCGGACGAGAGCGUCAGGGAGGGAAGCCUGUCCCAGUGGGCGAAUACGACAGUCUUCGAAAAUGAAAACAAAAAAGUAUCGGCUGCUGUUGAUGACAUAAUUAAAAAAACGGAGCAGGAUAAAUCCGGAUUUCUGGACACACUGAAGAGCAGUGUAACCGUGGUAACUCAGAAAAUUAACUUACUGAUGGACAUAGCUCUGGAAAGUUCAAGGAAAAACCUGAUCAGAAUAGAGCUUGAUGGUCGUGUAUCUGAAUCUGUAAUAAACUGUGUAAUAACUUGCCCGUGGGGAUAUCAAGAGCGUGUGGAAAAAAUGCCAUCGCUAGAUACUUUUCAAACAAUGGAGACUAACAUUUACUGGUUUGAAAGCGACAUUGAAGGACAAAGAAAAAGGUGCUGCGUCACACUCGGUGUUGGACAACCAAUUACCUUUUAUGUUGCAAGCAAAGCUGUUAAACAUAUAGCUGACACAGUGCUUCAGGCAAAGGUACUAUGUGAUGGAAAAUGGAGUCUAUCCGAGACUCAGUGUCAGGGUGAGUACGUCAUGUUUCGAUCAGAAAAGGUGGAGGCAUUUUUUAUUCUUGGAACACCUAAAGAAAGAGACUUCAUUGUGAAUCCCACCGGAAGUGAAUACAUCCACAGGACGGACAGGCGUGUUCGAUUGAAUAUACCAGAAGGGGCUGUAAAAGAAACGGAAAACUUUAAGAUCACGGUGUUUCCAGUAAAAGUGGAAGAAAUGAAAAAAAGAAAAAUAAUGUUCCCAGAACAAUAUCAGUUUCUCUCUGUCACAAAGGGAAUACACGUAGAGGCAAAAGAACUCAGCAAGGAAGUUGAAGUUCAUCUACCAAUGGAAAAGCUUGACGAGGCCGAAGAAACAGACAAUGACUCACUAGAUAUGGAAUAUGUGUAUUUCCAUAUAAAUGGUGACAAAGUUACUCAACUGAAAAACCAGCCCAUAGAAAGAAGAGGGGAUACUAUCAUUACAAAUGUGGCAAAAUUUAGCACUUAUAUAGGUGCCAGGGUUAGGCGCGGAAGUGUAGAUAGCAUAAGCAGCAUGGAGGUCCUCAUAUCACUGGGAUUUAUGUACCAUUGUAAGCUCAUCACAUUUCUGAAGAAAGUUUCCGAGGAAUACGUCCAAAUCUGGUGCGAACUGGUCAAAAAAGAAGACUGGAAAUCACUAGAAAAGAAACGCUUGGAGGAGCAUACCAGUCUAAGAAAACUUAAAGAUUCUGAUUCAAAGGACAUCUUCAUAGCGGAGCGUCAGCGACUUCGAGUUGAUGUGACCGGAAAUUCGUUUGUUGGGCCAGAGGUUCCGAAAAAUUCGCUUUUGAUAACAUUCUUUCCAAUAGCGGAAGAUAAUCACAUUUUUCCACCUCUUCGAAAGAGAGGGGGUAUGCAUGGCGUGGCUUUUUCAUCCAUCACAUAUAGCAUGGAUUCAGGGAGAAAGAUGGCUUUACAUACCGUAACUUUUGAUCCAUGGAACUUACCAAAAACGAUCCGAAAGGUUCCAGAACUAUCUCUAAGGGCGUCAACGCAAUCUUCAAAUUCAAUACAAGAAUCAAAGCCUAAGGAAAAUGUAGUUAUAAAGGCCAAACCAAAACCCAGUGAACGUAAUUUGAAACAAAGUUCAGAUACUCAAAAAGACCAAUCAAAUGUGGCCUCGUCCUCUGGGUCUGAAGCUACACGUGCACAGGUGGCAAUUCCAUCGGGUCAGCAGGCGUCUCCCCCAAAAAAGAACCAAGACUAUUACCUACAACAUUUUGAAGAGUUCUUGGAAGACUUUAGCAUCGCAUUUGUAAAGGAUAAAUGUCGGGAGAAUGGGAUAGACAGUUUGGAAAUCUUUCUUUUGCUUGGAAAAGACGACCUUAUGAAUGUUUUAGGCUUAGUUCUGGGAGACAGUUUAAAAUGCAUACAGGCCCAAAAGAAAUAUCGUGAAUUAGACAUCUGA
Molecule: messenger RNA, 2184 nt
Organism: Saccostrea echinata
Lineage: Eukaryota; Metazoa; Mollusca; Bivalvia; Ostreida; Ostreidae
Exons: 9
Coding region: 1-2184 (727 amino acids)
Source: RefSeq, a predicted model, not a curated record